UGUCGCGCUGUUUUCUGUCCGGCUGUCACGACGUUGAAUAUGAAAUAUAUAAGUCGCAGCUUCUAAUAUUAAACAAAUGAUGGCACGCUCCUUUGGUUGGUUGUAUACAAACAUAUCACCAUCGCCGCAUUUUUAAAAUAUCAUUAUCCUUGGUAUUUUUGUAUAUUUCCUCUCACGGCCACAGGAGUGUAUGUCCUUAUUUGGUGCUCCCUAAAGAGACAGCACUACCCAGUCUUCAGUUGCACUUCACGGCCAAUUACUAGAAGAUAUCGAAAUAACUUCCUGGAUACUGAUGUAGGUUCGUGUAACGUUGGGAAUGUUUACAUAAUUAGCACUAGUGUGAAAGCGUGUUGAAGCAGCAUGUCUGUGGAGAAUGUUCCAGCACCUCUUCCACCUCCACCUCCACCUCCACCUCCAUCACUGGCUCCUUCAGUGUCCAGCAAGAAGAAGCUUUACCAGGCUUUAGCAGAGGGAAGGGCCCCUGUAGAAGGGGACCACGAAGAGGCCAGAAUUAUUCUAGGACAGAGAGAAAGCAGUUUUAGGAGGGAUCUGCAGUGGUUGCUGUUCAAUAAGUACGUGCCUUCACUUAUUCAAGACGGUCCACAAUGUGGUCUUGUGGCCUUAUGGAUGGCGGCUCAUCUCCUGCAGCCUCCUAAGACGGUGUCGCUGGAGACGCUGGUACAGACGGCCAAAGACAAAGGCUUUACUGAACAAGGAGAAAUGUUUUCUGCUAGUGACAUGGCCAGGCUGGCGGAGGACGUGUGCGGGUGCAGAGUUCAGAGGUUAUCAGGAGGCAUGAUGGGAGAAAACACUUCAGUCGUUCUUGAACACCUAGCUGCCGGGCAACCUAUUCUUAUACCAUACGAUGAGGAUUUUAAUCACGAGCCAUGUUUACGCAACGGCCACAAAGCCCACUGGGCAGUCAUCUCAGGCGCUUUGCUGGGUUUAAGACGGGGGUGCGUGGACGGCGCACACUUCCCCCCCGACCUCACACUUCCCUGGCUGCAUCUCUCUCAGGAGCAGGCUUCUGUCUCGUGGCCGGCCGGUGAUAUUAAAGAGCUGUUUGUUCUGGCCAAGCAGGGGAAGAGUCUACGCUACCAGCUGUGGAAGUUUGAUCUGGUAACACGGAGCAACAGCCAGCUCAAAGAGAUGGACCCCCAGAGAGCCUGCGACGGGACGAGGUACGUUCUCCCUCCAGGAGGUGUGCGGGGCGGUCUGGCGGGACAGGUGCUGCUGCUCCACACAAACACGUGGAAGAGCUGAUCAAGAACACCGAACACCGAACACACUUCUACAGACCUGUAUUUUCAGUUCUCGUCCACUAGGUGUCCUUACAAAGCGUUAGUUACUCUUAUAGGAUAAAUGAUAUUACAUAGGAGAGUUUACAUUGAAGAAUGGCUGCAGAGAUAUUAUAUAUAUAUAGUAUAUUUCACAAGCAGGUGGUUUUAGAAAAUAAACUGCUAGCUCUCCGGUUUGUACAACAAUCACGGUUUCGACCGUUGUGUGUUUAACAACGAGGAGAUAGUGAACCGUUCUGUCGGGAGGUAUGAGGUAAUCUUCUAGACUUGAUCAGAACAUUCAGUCCGGUUCAGGACAAACAAACCGAACGGAGGGGGCGGCUCUGAUGUCAUUCACUGGUGACCCUCAGUGACAGAGCAGAGCUGAUGUCAUCCAGCGGUUUCAGAACCCGUCGCUUGUGCAACUUGAGGAAGAGCUGGUCUCCACACAGGAAGUUAUGACAGAGGAAAACAUCACUUGGCAGGAAUAGAACGUUUACUGUAAUAAAGUGAGCAGCGUUUUUGUAAUCUAGAUCACGUCCAGGACAUGCUCUCGGGUCAAUUCUGUGAAGCGCUCCGGUUUUAGGAUUGUUCGGUAACACUUUAGUAGGGACCAGAUCUCAGAAUUAAUUAGAUGCUUGUUAGCAUGCAUAUUAUUAUCACACGCGAACAUGGAUCAGGAAACCGGUCAUGAGGGUCAAUUUUAUAAAUAAAUAAGCUUUGCGUUGAUGUGCGGUUUGUUAGGAGAGGGCAAUAUUUGGCAGAGAUGCAUCCAUUUGAAAAUCUGGAAAAAAAAUACUAAAGAUUGAGAAAAUUGCCUUUAAAGUUGUCCAGAUGAAGUUCUUAGCGAUGCAUAUUACUAAUCACAAGUUAAGUUUUGACAUAUUUUGACACAAUUACGAAAUAUCCUCACGGAGCAUGAUCUUUACUUAAUAUCCUAAUCAUUUUGGACAUAAGAAGAAAACCUAUAAUUUUGACCCAUAUAAUUAGCUAUUGCUACAAAUAUAGCCGUGUGACCUAUAACUGGUAUUCUGGUCCACAUAUAGGCUGUUUAUUAUUAUUUAUAAAAGCACAUAUUCUCCAUCCGUAAUCCUAUACCCAGUACCUAAACCUAACUAUCUUUUUAAUCAGUAAGCAGUAAAUGAAGAGUCUGGGGGGAAAGUUGUAGUUACUGGUCAGUUAAUAGUGAGAACUGGUCCUUAACUUCAAGUGUGACUGACUUUUCUGUUUUUGGUUUUAUUUUCAAAAGAGGAUUCUUGUGCUUAAUUUAUUUUAAAAGUAAGUAAUAUUGUGACAUUACAAUUUAAAAAAUGUAUUAAUAUCUUUUAAAAUGCUAAUUAUU
Molecule: messenger RNA, 2619 nt
Organism: Puntigrus tetrazona (Sumatra barb)
Lineage: Eukaryota; Metazoa; Chordata; Actinopteri; Cypriniformes; Cyprinidae
Gene: actmap
Product: chromosome 18 C19orf54 homolog
Exons: 7
Coding region: 361-1263 (300 amino acids)
Source: RefSeq, a predicted model, not a curated record